Messenger RNA from Toxotes jaculatrix (banded archerfish), 7299 nucleotides. It is a transcript of the gene hook3, whose product is annotated as hook microtubule-tethering protein 3. Gene Ontology annotation, biological process: cytoskeleton-dependent intracellular transport; cytoplasmic microtubule organization. The record is from RefSeq and is a predicted model, not a curated record. Gene Ontology annotation, cellular component: centrosome; cytoplasm. Lineage: Eukaryota; Metazoa; Chordata; Actinopteri; Toxotidae. The transcript has 24 exons. Bases 88 to 2250 code for a protein of 720 amino acids. Gene Ontology annotation, molecular function: microtubule binding; dynein light intermediate chain binding.
GAUAGCAAUAGACCUCGGGAGUGUAUGAAGCCGACUGUUAACUUAAGGCUCAGUUUGCCACAUAAAGUCAGUCUACGUUAGGUAACGAUGAGUACAUCGGAGUCCUUGGAUCGAAUGGAACUCUGUGAAAGCCUCUUGACAUGGAUCCAGACAUUUGGAGUGGAGGCUCCAUGCAAGACAGUAGAAGACUUGACGAGUGGUGUCGUCAUGGCCCAAGCUCUACAGAAGAUAGAUGUAGUGUAUUUCAGUGACACUUGGAUUAGUAGAAUCAAGCCAGAGGUCGGGGACAACUGGAGGUUAAAGGUCAGCAAUCUAAAGAAAAUUCUGAAAGGCAUCCUGGACUAUAACCAGGAGGUCUUAGGCCAGCACAUUAAUGACUUCACACUACCAGACGUUAACCUCAUUGGAGAACACUCUGAUGCAGCAGAGCUUGGGAGGAUGCUACAACUUAUACUGGGCUGUGCUGUCAACUGUGAACAGAAACAAGAAUACAUCCAGACCAUAAUGAUGAUGGAGGAGUCAGUGCAGCAUGUUGUCAUGACAGCCAUCCAAGAGCUGAUGAGUAAAGAGACUCCAGUGACGGGAGGAAAUGACUCGUAUGUGGAUCUAGACAGACAGCUGAAAAAGACAGUCGAGGAGCUGAAUGAUGCUUUGGCUACUAAAGAAGAGAUUGCCCAGAGGUGCCGUGAGCUUGACAUGCAGGUGGCAGCCCUGCAAGAGGAGAAGAGCAGUUUGUUAGCAGAAAACCAGGUCCUGAUGGAGAGACUCAACCAGUCUGACUCCAUAGAGGAUAUAAACAGCCCGGCUGGACGCAGACACCUCCAGCUGCAGACACAACUGGAGCAACUACAGGAAGAAACAUUCAGGUUGGAGGCAGCAAAAGAUGAUUACCGGAUCCGUUGUGAGGAGCUUGAAAAAGAACUUUUAGAUGUAAAGUCACAGAAUGAAGAGCUUGUGUCACUGGCUGAUGAAGCCCAGUCUCUCAAGGAUGAAAUGGAUGUCCUCAGGCAUUCAUCAGACAAAGUGUCAAAGCUGGAGGGCACAGUGGAACACUACAAGAAGAAACUGGAGGACAUGGGACUGCUCAGGAGACAGAAUAAACUCAUGGAAGAGAAGAACACAGUGUUAAUGCAGACCAACGUCAGUUUGGAAGAAGAGCUACGAAAGGCAAAUGCUACCAAGGGCCAGCUGGAGACAUACAAGAGACAGGUGGUUGAACUUCAGAACAGACUGUCAGAAGAGUCGAAAAAGGCUGACAAGAUGGAGUUUGAGUACAAACGUCUCAAAGAGAAAGUGGACUCCCUACAAAAAGAAAAAGAUCGUAUGCGGACGGAGAGAGACUCGCUGAAGGAGACUAUUGAAGAGCUGCAUUGUGUCCAGGCUCAAGAGGGACAGCUUACAUCAGGUCUGUUCCCAUUGGUCAGCAACGAUGGCUCAGAUUCGCUGGCUGCUGAGAUCACCACCCCAGAGAUUCGAGAACAUUUGAUUCGUCUUCAGCAUGAGAACAAGAUGCUAAAGCUGGCCCAGGAGGGAUCCGACAAUGAGAAGAUUGCACUGUUGCAGAGUUUACUCGAGGAUGCCAACAGAAGGAAAAAUGAACUGGAGACAGAGAACAGGUUAAUCAAUCAGCGCUUGAUGGAGGAACAGAGUCAGGUAGAGGAGCUACAGAAGACUCUUCAAGAACAGGGCUCCAAAGCAGACGAUUCUUCCAUUCUGAAGAAGAAAUAUGAGGAGCACAUGGAGAAAGUACAGGAAUUGAACAAUGAGUUAUUGAAGAAAAACACCUUCAUUGAUGAAAUGGAGCCUAAGUACAAUGCCAGCGCCCAACGAGUGGAGGAGCUGGAAGAGGCCUUGAAAAAGAAAGAUGAAGACAUGAAACAGAUGGAGGAGAGAUAUAAGAAGUACCUGGAAAAAGCCAAGAGUGUGAUCCGGACCCUGGACCCCAAGCAGAACCAGGGUUCGGGUCCAGAGGUCCAGGCCCUGAAGAACCAGCUGCAGGAGAAAGAGAGGAUGUUGCACUCACUGGAGAAAGAGAUGGACAAGACAAAGAGCCAGAGAGAUUACGAGGAGAAACUUAUUGUGUCAGCCUGGUACAAUAUGGGUAUGUCCCUUCAAAAGAAGGCGGCUGAAGACAGACUUGCCAACACUGGUUCUGGUCAGUCCUUCCUGGCCCGGCAGAGACAAGCCACCAGCACACGCCGCUCCUAUCCAGGCCACGUCCAGCCAGCUACCGCAAGAUCCAUGAGGUAGAGAUGCCAGGCAAGGCUUCCCAAAUCUUGCACCACUUUUUUGCCUGACUAAGCAUAUUUUACCCUGACUCCUGUGAUGCCAGGCUUCUACCUUUUCCAUCCCCCAGCAUAUUUAAUAGGGUCUGACUAAUCACUCCAAAACAGCCUCUCUUCCUCCCUUUCAACCACUGACCUUCCUCAACCUAUACUCUGUGGCAAAAUGUUUCUAGACAGGUAAUCUGGACCCCAAGGCUGAGAAGGCUCGCAUCAUCUUUGACAAGUUAUUGUCAUCUUUGUUCAGAGGAUCCGCUCUACCUGUUCAUGCAGUAUUUUACGCACAUCUCUACCUGUGAUAGCGUUUGAGAUUCGUCUUGUGUUUGGACUGGAGUUCUGUCCUGCGUUAUCUGUUUUAACUCUUUAAGAUGUAGCUUUAAGAAGGUUAACAGCAACUUUCAGUUCCGUGUGUUAAUGUUUCACUUGUUUUAUUCAAAUGAAGAUAUUUUCAGAGAGUUGCUCCUUUGCUUUGUCAUUGUGUUACAGAGCAACAAAUACAUUGAGGCAUAGGAAGAUGUAUAAUCAUCAUAUGUAAAUGUUCCAUUUGCUUGCUGCUCUGAGUGAUUUCUAACAGGACUACAUGUUCUAAAAAAAAAAACAAACACAGGUAACUGUUGUCUGGUAACGGUGCAGCAAUAAGUGUGAGAGGUCAUUUUUCUUCCAAAGGAAAAAAAAAAAGUUGUGUCAGAAGAUGCAGUCCAUCACUGUAUAGAGAUCAGUGUGCUACAUAAUAGUCUCUACCUGUUUUUAUCAUGUAUCAUCAUGAGCCAGUGUCGAACAAAGCGAGAAGUGCAUCAGUUCGCAUGGUUUUAGCUUUACCAGCAUUUACCAGGUUGUCUCAGACAACACCUCAUGUGCCAUAGUGUUAAAUUUAAAUGUAUGUACCACAGUUUUUGGUUAAUAUUAUCCUUGAUACACUGCAGGCUUUCCUUCUCACAUAGGAUGAAAUGUGUUGAAGGAAAACCCAGUUGUGAGGUGCAGUAGUUACUGAGUUUUGGAUCCUGGGACUGUUGGACUGAAACAGGAUUUAGUUUGUAGAUCGCCUUUAAUGCCAAUAAGUCAGCAAAGAGAAGGCAUUUAUUCAGUGCGGCACACCGAAGAGGACUUACUUUCCAUAACAUUUUAGAAUUAUUUGAUUUCUUUCAUAGUAGAAAAGGUUUUUCAAAGUGUGUUAAAAGGUGUUAAGGUGUAAAAAGGAAUCUUGAAUAUGUAUACUUGUUGCAGCUGCUCCCAUCCUUUCUUUAACCUGUCUUUUGCUCCAUUCUCUUUACAUUGUCAUUGUUUUCAAGGCACAUCAUGGACGAUCUCUUGUUAACAUGAUGAACGUCUGAAAUCAACCCUGUUAAUUUGCUGUGUAUCUGUUUAGGCCAGGGCCAGAAGUUUAGGCUAACAAGCCUUGUCAUCUAACCGUUAUCUCUCUCUCUCUCUUUCUCCUCCUUCAACAGCAAUGUCACUGCAUGACUGGCACACCAGUGAACUGGCCAAGCCUGGUGUGGCUGGGCUAGGCUGAGGCACUCGAUGCAUGAACUACCUGCCUGCCUACUGUUUGCAUGACUUUGCGUUGGCUCGAGCCUGCGAAUAACCAGCACACCCAGCAGCAGCAUGAGCACUAACAACCCUCUGCAGUGUCAUGCAUUGUAACCUCCAGACAAGCCUGAGGAGAGAUGCGGUUGGAAAAAAGAAAACCCUCACCCUUCUUCCCCCAAUUAAAUGCCUUUCCACCCUUCCAGCUCCUUACUCCUUUUGUUCCUCUGCUCUUUGUUAUCGUCUCUCCAUCUCCUCUCCUCUAAUCCCUGUACUUACUCUUCAUGGUCACGCCUGCUUGUGCUUCCACACCGCAUCAAUUCUGUUACUAUUCAACCGACAGUUAUGUUACAAACACCUUGGACAGGGGCAGAAUAUCGCAGUAUAGUCUUGAUAAUCAACAAAUUGAUUUCAUAGGCCUUUUCUGUAAGUGCUUGUGUGUGACUUGACGUUCGCUAGCUGCUUCAGGAUACCUCAAUGACAUAUUUCCACGUAUCUGUUUUUAUUUACAUGGUUGGAGGACCGUUGGCAUCAGUAAGAGAGAAAUAUUUGAGAGGUAUAGCCUGUUUAACAAAAAAGAAGCCGGCAACCCCUUUUAACUUCUAAGUGUGUAUCUCCUGCAGUGGUUCUGCCCAGCCUCUCCUCAGCAUGUUGCCAGGUGGCAUCUUAGAAGUGCUUUUACCGCAAGUAUUAGUGAGUACAACAAGUAAAGGAGAGCUUAUGGGGCAUUACACAGUUGCCCCAUAGGCUUUUGAACAGUUUGCAGUAGGAGCAUAGGAUGGCAAAAUAAGUGUUGUAAAUGAAUAACAUUGUUACAGAUAUGCUUUUAUACAGGAUAAAAGCCCCCAUUAAGCCUACUUGCAAUUUUCCUUUAGAUGUAAUGUCAGUGCAGUAGUAUUAUUUCUCCUUUAAAUGCACAUUUAAUACACAUUAUAUAGUGUUUCUGGUGUUGGCUAUAUUGCAGCUGACUACUAUGUUGUCUGUGUUAUUUGUCUAGUAGCAAAUGAGUGCAUUUUGUCACACCUUAAUACACCUUAUGUUAAAAAUGAAUGCUAAUUUGAUAGAAAUAAAAUAUCAGAUUGUUCCAGAAAUAAGAAUACGAAACUGUACAUUAGCUCAUGUAGGCUAAUGUAUAAUACAUUCACUUAGCUGGAUUGAAAGGGCUGAUUAGUUAAAAGAUGUGGAAAGGGAAAACAGUCGCGACAAUUUUAAAAGAAAAGUUUUGGCAUUAAUUGUUAAUAGAGGAAGGUGACUGCAUAAUCAUGCAAUGGUAACCGCACUGCAAAAGACAUGAGAUAUAUUAGGCACAAAUAAUAGCAUAAGUAAUUUUAUGUUUCGGUAAGUCUUACUGUACAUUUUUUGUGGUUUCUAUUUAAAACCUGUCUUUAAAUGUUAUUUCCAGAUCAUUUGUUCAUGAAAAAAGGUUCAUGAAAGACUCAGAAUAAACACCUGGACCUGGGGAUAUAUGCACGUUAUUGGCAUAAAUGCAUACAUUUAUUUUAAAUGAGAGAGGUGGUUGAAUGCUCCAAUUUCGUGCCUUUGUUUAAAAUGUGAUAUUUUAAAUAAAAAAGACUCUCUGGUCUUCAUAGGUCUAAAGGCACAUUUAGACUUUUAAAGACCAGUUUUACUGUUAUUUCAAAAGAGAAAAAAAUAUGUCAGAUGGCCUCACAUCUCAUGCUCAUGAUGAAUUUCUUGACUUGUGUUGUUCAGAUUAAGUAGGCUUAAUGAGGGCUUUUUCUUCUCUGUUUUUAACCUAUUUUACUCAUAAUUGUUAUAUUGUGUAACCUUGGUUUAAUUCAUGCCGUGCAUUUUUAUCUCAAUUGCUUAUUUAUUCUUUUGCUGCUUGUACAGCAGUGUUGUUACAUUUUUUAUAGUAUCAUUAUAUCACCACUAAUACUGUUACAAUGGAUGUGAAGUUUCCAUGCGGCAUCAAAAUACUGUUAAAUACUUGUCUUAUGCAACAAAAGGAGCAGAGAGCUUGUAAUAGUGUAGUGUUUGUCUCCAUCCAAUGAAACUGACACAAAUGUUGUUAUACUAACAUGCAGUGUCGGCUCAGAUCAGUGUAGACUGGAGAAAACAGGUUCUAUUUACCUCCAGUCCUUUCAGGAAGAGAAGUUUCUUAGAAACUUUUCGUGUUUGAAAAUGAAUGUUUCCUCAUCAACAACAAAAAAAAAAAGCACAUUUAGCAUUUUAUUCACUGAAUUGUUAGUGAAUUUACUGUGACCCUAUAAAUCAUCAUCAUUUUACAGUGUUUUAAGUGACAGCAACAAAGACCGGGGCCUUGUUUGGGGUUCAUUAGCUGUUGUGGAUGCAUGUGUAACUGCAUUAAAAUGAUGUUAGCACAGAUGUUUGGGAAAGUAUCUUGAUUAAACAAGGGGAAAUUAGAUUUCAUAUUUGGCCAUCAAGUAAAUUUGUGUGAGUAAUCAAGCAACAUUUUAAGUAUAAAUUCAUUUGCAAAGGUAAGAAGUGACAUGCUUUGUCUAAAUCUAUACUUUUUUCCUGUGUGUUUUGUAAACCACUUGCCAUUAACAUCUACAGUUUGAGCUGUAAGUUGAAUAAUUUUAACCGUCCAUCUCCACAAGUCACUGCUUUGGUAAGAAAUCUGUAUAUAAUGGAACAAAUUCACUUUAUGGUUUACCUGUUUAAAUUUUUAUCAGGGAUGGUAGGGAAGCAUUUUUUGUUAUUUAAAUAUCUCCCUGAAGAGAAAUCAGAUUGUGUUAUCUAUCCCUUGUUAUCCACCCUCAAGUCAGCCACUGUAUUUUGUUGCUCUUAUGUGUUUGUGUAUAUUCUUAAUAAUACCUUGAUGCAAAUAAUGAGAUAGUGGGGCAAAGAUUAUCACACAGGAAUUGCAGUAAUACAACCAGAGAAACUAGAGUCAAAAGCCAGCCAGUUUGGGCCAUUUCCAGACCUUAUUAAUGCCAAUUUCUUCUCAGUAGAGAAGUACAGAAUAACACCUUGAUGUACUAUUCAAGCUAUAAUGCAACAUAUUUCCUUAUUAUUUGUAUUUGAGAACAAAAUACUACAUUAGGAUUGGUAUGUUCAAAACUCAAUCAUAAUGUGGUGUAUCACUAAGCUAAAUUGAGUACCCAGUAUUUCCUAGUGUUACUUGACUGCUAACUGCACUGUGGGCCAGUCAGACGUGUAUUAGAGAGAUGAAACAAACAACACGAGGCUGUUAACAGGUCAGAAUCUUAUCACAAUGCGUGCAGUGUUUGCCGUAUUUUUUUACUCAUUGGAAAUCUUUUCUUUACAUAAUGAAGUAGCAAAUAACCUUCCAUUUGCCAAGUUUUAUAUUGCUCUUAUACAAACACACUAUGUACAUACUUUAUGUGACAGUGGUAGACGAAGUGUCUGGCCAUUUGAGAAUGAGAAAAUAAACUCAUGUCUAGGUAGAUGGAUUUCAUAUAGCAUCUGUCCGACGAGGACCUAUUGAUGUGCUUCCUACACUGCAAAACUUGGAAAUGACAUUGUAAAUAAAGCUUGUAUAAAACAG